GAAAAAUGUCAAAAUUCCGUUUGUAUUAUAAGAAAUUUAUAUGAAAAUAUGUAGGUGCAUCCUGAAUUUGUAUCAUAUAACGUCGAGAAACGUAAAAAAAAACACAAAGACAAUCCAGUCUCAUCCAAGCAAGCUAUAUAAGCAGGCCGAGGGAGAGGAGAGGAGAGCCCACUAAAAUGAGUUAACUACUCCUGUUGGGCUCUGAAAAAUCACAAGAAGCUGUCACCCACCAUGGUUGCGCGGCCCAUAUCCACAAGAAGCCGAAAGAGCAUUUCGAAGGCAGCCUAGACCAGCCCAGCUAGUAUAAACCAUAAGCCCAGCCCAAGAAAUAAUGGAGCAACAAUGGCGGGUUUGGGUGGCUUUUCAGUGAUGCGAGGGGGCAAAGCAGUGUGAUUCGGGAGUAAAGUUGUCAGCCCGCGGGUUAACCCACUUUCAUCCUGAUUCAGUGAGAAAAAUGAGUCGCAAGCCACCGCUACAACGUACAGGGUUGGAGGUUAAAUUGUAUUAUUUUAUUUGGUUUGCGAGAUGUGCUUAUUUAUCGAUUUUUCUUUUCACCUAACUCAAUAUUUGGAAUCCUUAGUUGAACAUUUGAAUAUUGAAGUUAUAUAAGUGUGUGUAAAUUUUCACUAUAUGUUGGAUCUAAGUACGACAUGUUACUUUGGUGUAAUAUUAUAUGUUAUUACUCAUAUGUUAGAUGAGAUUUGAUAUAAUUUAUCAGAAUAAGUACUAUAUAAUGACUCUUUUCAUAUUUCCGAGUUAAAAAAGGUGACCCGUUAAUCCUUGACCCACUAGUUCGAUCGGGUCCGGGUUAAUUCGCGGGUUGAAAACUUUCGAGAGAGAAAAGGCUGUCUCCCAACUCCAAGUCCCAACAACAGAAACAGGGCAGGGCAGAGUCAGAGAGCAAGUGCAACUUGUCAUCUUCCUGAUCAGUAAUCCUCCAAAUUCUGACACAAACGGCACUCCUUCCUUCAUCCUCCAGCUACCUGCUACACAAUCCCAAUCACAAGAAUUGAUUUUUUUCGAAGAACAGUCACUGUUUUCCAAUUCGCAAUCUCCACUCGCUUUGCUUCCUUCCUCCCUAUGUUUAUUGGUCGAAAGAGACCACGCGAUUGAUCAGUGAGAAGCUUAAUUCGCAAACAUUUCAAGGGUUUUUUUACCCUCCUUCCUGAUUCAAUUGGACUCGCAAUCUCGAACUGUUACUACCCAAUUGGUAAGUAAUUCGUUUGCCGCAGAAAUUUGUCAUCUUUUCUUUUCUUUUUUAGUUUCCAGCUUGCUUUGCCCUUGGCCUUGCCGAUUCCCUGAUCUCCUCACUUCUCUGCUGAAUUCCUAUGCUUGGGGGAUUGUCAUGUUUAAAAUCAGGGUUCUAAUUUCUGGGUGUUGAACGUGGGGACUCAUUCGAGAGUUGUUGCUUUCGUUUUCUGUGUUUCUAGUAGUAGGUUAAUCUCUUUGUUGCCUGAGAAGGAAGAGUAUUCUUAGACCUUAUUAACUGAUCUUGAAGUAAGCUUAUGUGAAUGAUCCUUCCUUCGGUGGAAUUUUCAGCUCCAUGGAUUGAUAGAAGAUGUUGGUUUUGUUGCGUUUCGUUCCUACUUCCUUGUAUGUUCCCAGGGAAAGAAAUAAGAAGAUAAAUUUGGGUUCUUUUUUCAGGGAACCCAUCGUAGAGCCAGCUUAUAUUGGGUGGUUUUGCUGCAACGUAAGACAUAAAAGGAAAUGGCGGAAUUGAUUGGGCCAAGGUUGUACAGUUGCUGUAAUUGCAGGAACCAUGUUGCCCUUCACGAUGAUGUCAUUUCCAAGGCUUUUCAGGGAAGACAUGGACGAGCAUUUCUAUUCUCGCACGCGAUGAAUGUUGGGGUCGGGGCGAAGGAAGAUAGGCAGCUAAUGACUGGCCUCCACACGGUUGCUGAUGUCCACUGCAGCGACUGCCGAGAAGUGCUUGGUUGGAAAUACGAACGAGCUUACGAAGAGACGCAGAAGUACAAAGAAGGCAAGUUCAUUCUUGAGAAGUCCAAAAUCGUGAAGGAGAAUUGGUAGCACUCCCCCACUCUCAGCAAAUCAUCAUUUGUAUUAUAUAUAUCCUUGCUUCCUUCCUUGUGCUGCUGAUAUCAGCUAGUUAUAUAUGUGUUUGUUACUUUCUAUGUGAAGAGAAGAGUGGGAGGUGAAGAAAGAACAAAAAGGAAGGAAGGAAGCUCACUAAUUGCAAAUAUCGGCUUCCUUACUUCCUUGUUCCCAUGAAAAGCAAUGUGCAGUUAGAUUUUCUCCCUGUUUAUGUUGUGUGCCUCAGUUACCUCCUGAAUGUUAACCGCCCUGUUUCGAUUCUGGUAAAUGAAUGAAUGGAUUGGAAUCGAUUUUUGUACGAAGUGUUUCCAGCAUUACUGCAUUGCUAAACUGGUCAAGUCUCUUAGAAACAGAAAUGGUCCUUGAAGGCUUUGCAAAGUUCUUUGUAGAACUCUUUCGACUCUUAUGUCCAUACGGCCUUCAGAGUGAAAUCAAGAGUUGAAACGAGUGACUCGAAAGAGUGGAGUCGUGUUUUAUGAAAUCAUUUCCGAAAAAUGGGAGUCUAUUUGUUUUGUAUCGGUGCUCCUUGCCCUCCGAACGGUUGCUACGGGAGUCUUUACAGCUGGUACUGCUCUGCUCAGACUACUAGAUAGAUCUUCCUGGCUCAUCAUCUAAACUGUGACCUGCUCCCAGUUCCCAGCAAUAGUGAUAUUCAUACCCUGGUUAAUUGGAGAAAGCUAUUUCAAUAGCAGCGUCCGAAAUAUGGAUAUGAACUCAACCCUCGAUCUCUUUACUUUACUCAACAUGAAUCCUUUGAAGGUUUGGUGAAAUCCAACAACUAUGCAUUCGAGUUAGAUAGGAAGGUUGGUUGUAGACUCAGAAACGGUCUGAUCAUUUGUUCCAUCCACCUUUUUUUUUAAUUCCUGUUUUUGGAGUCAAUUACUGAUCAACUACAUUGUUUAAUAAUCUUCCCAACCUCGGUAUUUCUGCUUUUGGAACAUGCGAAAUGUGAAGAAGAAACGGAUUAUUUAAGGCACUACUAGAAUACAGUAAAGUAUAGUUU
This is a messenger RNA of Linum trigynum, 3055 nucleotides long. Lineage: Eukaryota; Viridiplantae; Streptophyta; Magnoliopsida; Malpighiales; Linaceae. The record is from the annotation of a GenBank genome assembly.